Cornus florida is the source of this 1128-nucleotide messenger RNA. RefSeq lists its product as uncharacterized. The record is from RefSeq and is a predicted model, not a curated record. Bases 307 to 843 code for a protein of 178 amino acids. Lineage: Eukaryota; Viridiplantae; Streptophyta; Magnoliopsida; Cornales; Cornaceae. The transcript is spliced from 2 exons.
CCCUAGUUUUACCUAUACCAUUCAAAGGAACGAGCUAGAGAGGAGAGGGGAUUGAAAAGCUAGGUAACAGAAGACAGACAAGGAAAGGAUGGUUUGGUGCAUAAAGAACGGAACGAUCUACAACACUAGCUUUGCGGAUGUGUUGGAGCCGGAGUUGAUGUGGGAAUUGAAAAAAGUAUCUCGCGAUGUUAAGAUCGUUGAGGACGAAUUUGAUGAGCACGGGCGGCCCAAGGUCAAAAUUGUUUACUUGGACCCUAGAGGUUGGUCCGGUAACUAUCUGAAAACAAACGUGUGUACAGGUUCCUCAUGCAGUGCGAGAAGAAGAUGAUCGCCAAGCUUAACAAAAAUCAAGCCCUUGAGGCGCAGGUGCAGCCUCCUCGGAUGAUUAUCGUGACGCAGGACAGGGACUACUGGCCUGGAUCGGAGAAAGAUCCUGAAGCAAUGAGAAGGCGAGCUAUCAAAGAAAAGGCUUUUGCGGAGAUUUCACAAGGACGACACAUGGGUUAUGUGCGUCCUGGUUAUAUGUUAAUCAAUGUGCCUCCCAAUCUGGAUGAUGACUACAGCGACGUCUGUGGGCGUGGCCUCGACUUCUACGACCGCGCGUACUGCCAACGGUUUUUCGACCCGUCUCUGCCUGGCACCAAAUUCAUUCUAGACAACUAUGACCAGAAGGAACUCGAGGACGGUUUUGGAGGUCUUGAUGUAGGCCAUUGCAGAGAUGAUGGGAUGGGAGUACCCAUGAUGGGGUUAAGUUUACGGAAAAUCUGUUCUUUUGCCGUCUUUGCUUUGAUACUAAACAGUAACUUUACGAACUUGUGCUUUUUCAUGGUUAUGAGGCUGUAGGCAAAGAAAGCUAUACGGUGUUACUUUUAUCGGCAUCUCUCUAUAUCUCUCAACAUAUCCUUGAUGUGCAAAACCCAUAGAACUCUGGUCUAGGGAUUGCCUACUUUUUUUUUUAUUUUUUCCUUUCAGCUCGACAAUGAAGUACUACUGUAUAGUGUGAACUAGUUCUGGGAGCCUGGGAUUGCCUUUAACAUGUACAUGGAAUCUGCUCCUGUACAGUACUGAUAUUCGGAAAAUAGAGAUCCUUGUUAAGUGCUAUAUUGAGAUGAAAUUAAUUUUCUUUGA